Messenger RNA from Colius striatus (speckled mousebird), 2789 nucleotides. RefSeq names its product cytochrome P450 1B1. Gene Ontology annotation, biological process: progesterone metabolic process; hormone biosynthetic process. The transcript has 3 exons. Gene Ontology annotation, molecular function: iron ion binding; heme binding; steroid 17-alpha-monooxygenase activity. The coding region runs from base 1 to 1644 and encodes 547 amino acids. NCBI's taxonomy places the organism in Eukaryota, Metazoa, Chordata, Aves, Coliiformes, Coliidae. The record is from RefSeq and is a predicted model, not a curated record.
AUGGAAGCACCGUACAACAGCAUGGCUCUCGAGAGGCUCGGGGAGGCCCUGGGCGGCGUGCCCCCUCUGCAAAGAUCCCUGCUGCUUCUCCUUUGCCUGCUCGCCGCCAUCCACCUGGGCAAGCUCCUCGUCCGGCAGCGCUGGCGGCAGGGCCAGCGCCAGGCGCCGCCAGGCCCGUUCCCCUGGCCGCUGAUCGGCAACGCGGCGCAGCUGGGCAGCGCCCCGCAUCUGUCCUUCGCACGCCUGGCCAGCACCUACGGCGCCGUGUUUCAGCUGCGCCUGGGCCGCUGGCCCGUGGUGGUGCUGAACGGGGAGCGCGCCAUCCGCCAGGCGCUCGUCCGCCAGGGGGCCGCCUUCGCCGGGCGCCCGCCGUUCCCGUCCUUCCGGCUGGUGUCGGGCGGGCUGAGCCUGGCGUUCGGCGGCUACUCGGAGCUGUGGAAGCUGCACCGGCGGGCGGCGCACGCCACGGUGCGCGCCUUUUCCACCGGCAGUCCCGCCACCCGCCGCCUGCUCGAGCGGCAUCUGGUGGGGGAGGCGCGCGCGCUCGUGGCGCUGCUGGUGCGCGGCAGCGCCGGCGGCGCCUUCCUCGACCCCACGCGCGUCCUGGUGGUGGCUGUGGCCAACGUGAUGAGCGCCCUGUGCUUCGGCCGCCGCUACAGCCACGGAGACGGCGAGUUCCUGCGCCUGGUCGGGCGCAACGAGCAGUUCGGGCGGGCGGUGGGCGCCGGCAGCCUGGUGGACGCGCUGCCCUGGCUCCAGCGCUUCCCCAGCCCCGUGCGCGCCGCCUACCGCGCCUUCCGCGACCUCAACCGAGACUUCUACGGCUUCGUCCGCGGCAAGUUCUUGCAGCACCAGCGCAGCCUGCGCCCGGGGGCCGCCCCCCGCGACAUGAUGGACGCCUUCAUCCACCUGCAGCGGGAGCAGCCGAGGCUGCAGCUCGAGCACGUGCCCGCCACCGUCACCGACAUCUUCGGCGCCAGCCAGGACACCCUCUCCACCGCCCUGCAGUGGCUCCUCAUCUUCCUCAUCAGGUAUCCGAAUGUGCAGGCUAAAAUGCAAGAGGAAGUGGAUAGGAUUGUUGGACGAGACCGUCUGCCAUGUGUUGAAGAUCAGCCUCACUUGCCCUACAUCAUGGCUUUCCUGUACGAAUCCAUGCGUUUCAGCAGCUUUGUGCCUGUUACUAUCCCACAUGCCACCACAACCAACACUUUCAUAAUGGGCUACCUCAUUCCCAAGGACACGGUGAUUUUUGUUAAUCAGUGGUCAGUGAAUCACGAUCCAGCAAAAUGGUCCAACCCGGAGGAUUUUGAUCCGACAAGGUUCCUGGAUGAGAAUGGAUUCAUCAAUAAAGAUCUUACUAGCAGUGUGAUGAUUUUCUCAUUGGGAAAACGUCGGUGUAUUGGAGAGGAGUUGUCCAAAGUGCAGCUGUUUCUCUUUACCUCCAUACUGGUGCAUCAGUGCAAUUUUACUGCUAACCCAAACGAGGACCCUAAAAUGGACUUUACCUAUGGGUUGACCAUUAAACCGAAGCCAUUUACCUUGAAUGUUACGCUUAGAGAUACUAUGGAUUUGCUUGAUCAGGCUGUCCAAAGACUGCAAGCAGAGAAAGCAGCCAAUGAGAGUCAGCUGUCAGCAAACGCCUAAGCAGCAAACCCUGCAUCAAAAGAUAAUCCCUCUCUCUUUUCAGACUUAAAUAAAUUAUAUUCAGGUGAUUUUUUUUUUUAAAUAGCCAAUACUACAAGUUACAAGAGCAAGAAGGAAAUUGCACAAGGUAUAAUUCAGUCCUUUUUUAAUUGUAGAAGGAGAGCCAGGGGAACAAUCUAAUGUUAAAUGAGAAAAUAUAUGCAAUUUGAAAGUAAGCUUUUGCUUUUCUAACUUGUUCGGAGAACUUGUCAUUGUAAAGCACUUGUUAUCUACUGACUGGCUGGACCAUCCCUAGGAACUGUACAAUCCUUUCCACAUCUCCAUGCGCUAUGCCUUAAUUCUGAGUUCACCUCCAGUGGCUCCACAUCGCAAAGUGAAGUCUCUUAUUUAAAAAAAAAAACGGUUGCUGAGAACACUGCAGCCUGCCUCUGAAUUUAUUCUGCUGGAAACUGCCAUUGGUGCGAGGCAGCUCCCGUGCUGUGACUGCUGGGAUGUACCUUACUGCCUCAAUAAUAAAUAUUCAAACUAUUUUAAAAUGACAAUGUAAAGUCUUGCCUUUAGCAUUCCAAAGUGUUUAUAUGAGUUAUAAAGAAAAGGCUUCUAAGCACAUUUGAAAAUAAAAUUCAAAUGUUGUAUGAAAAUGAACAGAAUAUCCUAAUGCAGUGACUUUUCAUUAAGUUUUAAAAGAUCAGAUUUGAUGUGUCACAGAUGGCAGGGGUGACGCCGUAUGCUAAUAUACUCAUUAGCAUAUUUUGUCAACAAAAUAGAUAUUUGAAGUUUCAAGUUUUAUAAAGGUAUAGGUGAACUUCGUAUUUCUGUAGUUGAGAGUUAAUAUCCCUAGACACAUAGGUAAAUCCAGUAAAAUCCACAUGGGCCAAAGCAUUUAGAAGCGAAAAUUUCGACUUGCUAUAAAAACUUCAUGCCACAAGCCUCAAGUAAAGCAUACAGCAAAUAUAUCCCUGCUCACUAGACAUUGUUAGAUUAAGUGAUCUGUCUAAAAAUCAACUGAAAUGUUAGUGCAUUUUGUUCAGAACAAAGUCUUAGAAGGAAAACUAACAUUACAUGUCCUAAUUAAUGUACCCAUUACUGAAGAAAAAGAACUUUUCAAGUUUUUUUGUCAGGCAAAGGAUGUGAAAUUAAAAAAA